GCUCCUUGUUAGCGUUGGUCAGCCUACAGACUCGUUGGCAAACCAUAGUUUCGCGUUGGUCAGCCCCUUUGUUGUAGCCGACGGACAGGCGUUGUUUGGGUGGUCCCGCAAUGGAGUUUCCCGAGGAGGUGGUCCCGAUGGCAAGGAUACCAGUGGUUAGUAAUAGUUCCGCCAGUAAUUAUUAAUUGCUUAGAGAUAAAAUGAAUAUGUUUAGUCGCUCAUUAUCUGUUGCUAAGACACACUUAGGUCAGGCACACACUAAUCUGAACAUGGAAAGUGAUAAGAUAGUUAAUUCUGAAGAAUUUAGCAUGAGAGAUAUAGACAGAAAUUUGUUAGAAUGGAAUAAAUGGAAUAUACCAAUUGAAAGAACUGAUAAAAUCUACAGACAGACUACUUUUUCUAAAUUAUCUUUUUUGACAGAUUACACCAUAAAAACUGUUGAAAGAACUUACUCUUUAUUUAAUGAAUAUGAAACAAUUCAGUUAUUCUCAGUAGAUUCAAUUGACAGACAUAGACAGAAAUAUGCAUUUUUACAUGUUGGUUUAGUUCAAGUAGCUGUUAAACCAUUAACAAGAGAAGCUUUAAAUGCAAGUGUUUUACUUUGCUUAAGAGAUGACAGACAUUUAAGAUUUGAUGACUCACUUCUUGGAAUGAUGGAAACAAGUUUACAUAAAGGACCAGUAUAUUUUAAUUGUUAUCCUAACUUUGCUUUAAGCCUUUCUGACAGAAAUAUUAUGGAUGCCUUAACUUUAAAUGUAAAAACAAAUGGUUAUUACAUGAAAGAAGGCUCAGAACCUUUAGCUAUUAUUUAUAGGAUUUAUUAUAAACUAAUGAAAACCACUUUAGACCCUGAAUCCAUAGUUGACCCUUCCCCUAAAGGACAGACUCUCCUUUUGCAAGCCUCAACCCGGAAUACUAGAUUGCGGGUACCUCAACAAAUACAGUGGAAAGAUAUAACCCUUCCUGAAAGAUGGCAACUUGAAACUAUUGCCCCCACACCAAAAAUAGAAAACACUGAACCAGACUUCAUAGCCCAAAAUAUAGAUGGUACAGUUAUUAUUUCUUUUAACAAUAAUGACAGACAUACUGAUAGUCUCAUAAGACCUAGUAGUUCUACAGGCAGAAAGACCCCAAUGAUGUUUACCCCUAGAAGCUCCUUUUCCUCUAGGACACCUUUCUCUGAUUCCAGACCUUUACCUCCUCACAAUCUUCCUCCAGUUAUACACCUUCCCCCUAUAAAUACUAAGAAAACCCCUAUUCAGACAGAGCCAGCUUAUUAUCCGACAGAUACCACACAACCUACCCCUAAUGUUCACCAACCUCUUUAUCAACCCCAACCUCAGCCUGAUUCUCCUACCCACACAGAUAUAUUAGGAUUUACAGAUGAUAGACAAAUUAAUGUGUUAUCUAAAGAAUUUGUUUUAGAUGAAGAACUACUAAAAUAUGAUUAAUUAAAACCUGAAAAUAAUGACAGAAAGAACCAAAUUUUUGAAGAAUAUAAUGAACAUGAAAGAACCAAUUUAAGAACUAAGUAUUUUGAAAUGAUGACAGACUUACAGACACACUUUAGUUUCUUUGACUUUUUGGACUAUCAUAACAAAAAGAUAAGUGUGAUAGAGAAAAUAUUAUCAUGGACAAAGACAGAAAAUCAUGAGAAAGUGUAUCAGACUUAUCCACCAUUUGAAUCAAUUAUAUUGAGUCAAAAUAGUGGAGUCCAAGUUUUGGCUACACCUAUUAAAAGACCCAGUCUAAGUGAUGAUAAUAAGAAUCUAGACAGUAUAAUUCAACAGAACAAUUACACCAAUACUUAUCUAAAAACUAUUGGCCAAAAGUUACAAGAUAUAGAAGACAGACUAAUACCCCUUUCUACUUCCAUAAAAAAAGAAAACACGUCCAAUACCCCUUUAUUUAUCCCUCAUGAGAUACCUCCUCACCUUAGAGCACCUUUAAAGAAACCCAUGACAGAGAAAACUGAUAAUUUACUUAAUGAAAUAAAUAAAAAAAUUAGACUUAAUGAAACUAGAAUCAUCAAAGGAUAUGGAGCCAUUAAAAAAUAAGAAUAUUAUAACAUUAAAUACAAAAGGAAGAACUGACUCUUCAGAGGAUGAAGAAUCAGAAGACAAUCGAUUGACAGAUU
Quercus robur (English oak) is the source of this 2137-nucleotide messenger RNA. RefSeq lists its product as uncharacterized. The transcript has 2 exons. NCBI's taxonomy places the organism in Eukaryota, Viridiplantae, Streptophyta, Magnoliopsida, Fagales, Fagaceae. The record is from RefSeq and is a predicted model, not a curated record. The coding region runs from base 201 to 1451 and encodes 416 amino acids.